Molecule: messenger RNA, 1859 nt
Organism: Enhydra lutris kenyoni (northern sea otter)
Lineage: Eukaryota; Metazoa; Chordata; Mammalia; Carnivora; Mustelidae
Product: transmembrane protein 254
Exons: 4
Coding region: 25-399 (124 amino acids)
Source: RefSeq, a predicted model, not a curated record
CGUUCUCGGGGAUGUGCCGCAACAAUGGGGACGGCGGCGGGCGGUAAGGCGUACUUCCAGAGAGGCAGUCUGUUCUGGUUCACCGUCAUCACGCUCUCCUUCGGGUAUUACACGUGGGUUGUUUUCUGGCCCCGGAGUAUCCCUUAUCAGAGCCUCGGGCCCGUGGGCCUCUUCACUCAAUACUUGGUGGACCAUCAUCAUACCUUCCUGCGCAAUGGGUAUUGGCUUGCCUGGCUGAUUCACGUGGGAGAGUCCCUGUACGCCAUGGUUUUGUGCAAGUCUAAAGGCAUCACAGAUGGUCGGGCUCAACUACUCUGGUUCCUACAAACUUUCCUCUUUGGGAUAGCAUCUCUCUCCAUCUUGAUAGCUUACAGACCAAAACGCCAAAAACAGACUUAAAGAAGAUACUCAGAAGCUUUCUUUACACUUUUGACGUUCAGCCUCAGUGUUUUGGGGUGAGGAGAGGGAUGCUGAGUUACUCAUCUUUCUACUUUUCCAGAAAUUUAAGACCCUCUAGUUAUUCAUUAUUCUUUCAUAUGCUCUGGUUGAGCUUGACUAAAUGAUAGGAAAGGAUUUAAACUUCGCAGUUCUGUAGACUCACCUGUUUGGCCAAGGGCUUCCAGCUACCUUCUUGAGGUUCCUAGCCAUGUUCGUGCUCCUUAUGUCAUCUGGUUUAAGCUUGUACUAAAACAGCUUCUUGGUAUAACUUUGCUCCCACCUUCUGACCAAGACACCAUACCCUUACUGCCCCAUCUUAGCUCUCCUUUCUCCCAAUUUUUUUCCACCUUUCUGAACCAAAACAGAGUGACAUUUCCACAGCACAUCAAUUCCACACGCACUAGGCACCUGGGAAGCAGGAUCUUAUCCUCUCAAACUUCCAUUUCUCACACACCAAGAAAGAUAAGGAAGAUAAGCAAGUGCAUGGAAUGGGCCAGGCCCAGCAGUAACCUGGAGGCACAGAGGACAUGCUGGGUACCUAGAGGAGAGAAUUGGAGAUGCCUUCCCUGAUCGAGCUAGCCAGAAGCCAUCCUUCCCUCUGCGUGGCCCUGAGGACACAGUACUCUGUGGUGUGCAGGGGUCUGAUAGCCACUGCUAGAUGGCUCCUUCCGGUCAGGAUCACAUCUUAGCUUGAUUUUUUUUUUUUCCGGCACCUGUCCCGUUGCCUUACACACAGGUGUUCUGUCAGUGUUUUCUGAACCACAGACCGAAAACUGUAUUAACUUUCCAUUUGUUCACUAUCAUUCCAGUUGUUCUAUGAAAACUAUAGAACCUACUCAGUGUAUUCUCUUCUCAAAGAAAAGCACAGGACUGCCCUUGACUGGUGGUGCCCCCUUUCUCAAGGUCCCUGGUAGGAAACCUGUGUCUUUUUCACACUUGCCUAUUCUUGGUCAUUUUGUCCAUACUCUGUAGCAUCUCCCUCCAGCUCCAGCUUACUCAAACACAGAUGUUCCUGAGCUAGAAAUUCGAACUGGAAGCUAGUGACUACCUCUCCCAUUCACCUGAGUAGACCUUUUUAACUACUGACUGGGCAGGGCAGGAGGGUCACUGACUCUGUUCCCUGAUCUUGGCAGAAUGACUCUGUCACCUAGGAGCCACUAGGGUUUGUUUCUUGGAGGACCACCUAGGCAUUCCCUAGUUCUCUAGGGACUAGACUGUAUUUUCCUUCUAUGAUGCAGUAGGGCACAUUUUCUAUUUUAAGCAAACAUUUAUGAGAGCCCUUUGCCGCCAAAAAGAGACCCCAAGUAAAAGUACAACCCUGAAACAUUCUGGACUAUGAAUUGCUUUUGGGGGAGAUGACUUUCUACAACUAAAUUUCAGUUUUUCCUGUUUUUCUUGUCAUGAAGGGAUAGCCUUUUGGU